CUGUCUGCUGUGUCUCUACCUCCCCCCUCCUCACCCCUACACCCCCCCCCUGUGACACACCAGACGAUGCGUUGACUGAGCGGAGGAGAAGAAGAAGAAGAAGAAAACCUCUCCCAGCCCGCCGUCCUCCUGCUGCUGCUGCAUGGAGGAGAAGAGGAGCAGAGAGGAGACAGACUGAACUCACCUGGACCGGACUCUGCUGGACUCUGCUGGACUCUGCUGCUAGACUCUGAGCUGACCUUCGUUCUGAUGAUCUCCAGACUCCGCCUCCUGCCCAUCCCUCUCUGACUCAUCACCUCCAACCUUGACUCCUCCCCCUGACCCCUGACCCCUGACCUCUGACCUCAUUCGCCCCCCCCCCCAUCAUGGAUCUGGUCCUUUCUGGAGGCGACAUCUUCAGAAUCCCUGACACUUAAACUCUGUUAAGGACGGACCCGUCUCCUCUCAGCUGGUCCAAACCCUAAAUCACCUCCUGUCCCAUCCUCCUCUGGACCGGCGCCGUCCACCAUGUCGGAGGGUCUGCUGCAGGUGGAGAUCCCCGACUUUGGCAGCAGCGUUCUGGGCAGCCUGAACGAGCAGCGGCUGCUGGGUCACUACUGUGACGUCUCCAUCCUGGUGCAGGGUCAGGCCUUCAAGGCGCACCGGGCCGUCCUCGCCGCCUCCUCGCUGUACUUCAGAGACCUGUUCAGCUCCGCGGCCGACUCCUCGUCCUCAUCGCAGGCGGUGUUCGAGCUGCCGUCCUCCGUGACGCCGACGUGUUUUCAGCAGAUUCUGUCCUUCUGCUACACGGGACGCCUCAGCAUGGCCGCCAGCGAGCAGCUGGUGCUCAUGUACACCGCCGGCUACCUGCAGAUCCAGAACAUCGUGGAGCGAGGCAUGGAGCUGAUGAUGAUGAAGGCCUCCUCCUCAUCCUCACCUCUGUGCUGCGACUCACAGACGACCUCAGUGGACGAGCUCGGCGGCUUUGACGCCCCAAUGGUCCAACAGCAGCAGCAGCAGCAGCAGCACAGCGCCCCCCAGCUGCAGGAGUCCAGUCCAGACCAGCCGGCCAUGAGCCCAGAGGAGCUGCUGUUGGCCGUCAGCAGGAUCAAACAGGAAAGAGCUGACACUCCUCCUGCUGAGGAGAACGGUGGAGGAGCAGGAGGAGGAGAGGAGGCCAGAGUUGACAUUGCCGGUGACCUCCAGUCCAGAAACAGCGCUCUAUGUUACCUGGGUGCAGGUGGAGGUUUGGUUCCGGGGCUGCAGUCCUACCUGCUGGCAGGCGGGGGGCGCUCCAGUCCAGGAGGCUCCAGCCUUCCAACAGACUCGCCUCCGUCUCACCCCCCAACCGAGGAGGAGCUGGAGGAGGAUUACUACGGGAACACGGUCCACCCCGGACUCUACCAGCACAUCUAUGGACAUCCCGGUAACCCGUACAUCCAAGAGAAGAUGGAAAUGCUCUCCCUGCCAUUGGCUAAUGAGCGUCGGCCCUGCGUGCUGGUUGGUCGGGAUAACAUGGCGCUCCCAGCCAGUCUGAUCAGUCAGAUCGGGUAUCGCUGCCACCCGUCGCUCUACACGGAGGGAGACCCGGGAGAGAAGGUGGAGCUGGUGGCAGGUUCAGGUGUGUUCAUGACACGAGGUCAGCUGAUGAACUGUCACCUGUGUGCCGGAGUCAAACACAAGGUGCUGCUCAGGAGACUGCUGGCUACGUUCUUCGACAGAAACACUCUGGCCAAUAGCUGCGGGACAGGAAUCCGCUCCUCAACCAAUGAUCCGAGCCGAAAGCCUCUGGACAACCGUGUGUUAAACACAGUGAAACUGUACUGUCAGAACUUUGCUCCUAACUUUAAGGAGAGUGAGAUGAACGUCAUUGCGGCUGACAUGUGCACCAACGCUCGUCGGGUUCGUAAACGCUGGCUCCCAAAGAUCCAGUCUCUCCUCCCCGACAGCCUCCCCGCCUCCUCCCACCCCCGCAAGGGUAAGAGGGGAGGAACAGGAGGAGGAGGAGCAGGAGGAGGUCAGGGAGGAGACGCGGCGGUGCAGCCCAGCGGCAGCCCCUUCGAGCUGGACCUGCGGCAGCUCGGCUCCUCCUACCUCGGCCUGGAGGCCCCGCUGUACACCGAGCGCCGCGAGAGGGAGGCGCCGGGAGGGGAGAGAGAGAGGGAGAAGGAGGCGCCGGCCUCCCUCCUACCUCACCUGCAGUUCGCCGGGUCCCGUGGGGGAGGAGGAGGAGGUCAGGCGGAGGAGACGCUGAUGGGAGGCGAAGCAGACGGAGGAGGGAGGCUACAGACUGAACAACCCCCGGACCUCCCCCUCUCCCUGUCCUCCACCUCCUCCUCCUCCUCCUCCUCCUCACACCCCUCCCCCCAGCCUGCAGAGACCGCCCCUACUCACAGGGGACUGGCCGACACAGAUGAGAGGGGGGCGGAGCCUCUGGAAGACAGCCAAUAAGCUUUCUAUCGCAUCGGCCUACCUGUAUGUAAAUAACACAAUAGCUACCUGUCCCCACCUGUCUGUCUGUCUGUCUGUCUGUCUCUAACUGUCUCUCUGUCUGUUCCCCUACCUCAAUACCUGUCCACCUGUCUACCUCUCUGCCCCCAGUCUGACUACCUUUAUGUCCGACCUACCUCUGUCUGUCUGUCUGUCUGUCUGUCUGUCUGUCUUCUCCUCUACCUGUCUGUCCUCUUGUCUGUCUGUCUGCUCGGCUCAGCUGCAUGUUAACAGCCUCCUGCAGUCCAGCACACAGGCCCAUAGCAACCGGACUGAUGAUGAUGAUGAUGAUGAUGAUGAUGAUGAUGAUGAUAUUCACUCUGAUAACGACAAUAAAGCUUCUUGAUAAUCA
Molecule: messenger RNA, 2821 nt
Organism: Larimichthys crocea (large yellow croaker)
Lineage: Eukaryota; Metazoa; Chordata; Actinopteri; Sciaenidae
Product: nucleus accumbens-associated protein 2-like
Exons: 9
Coding region: 508-2430 (640 amino acids)
Biological process (GO): regulation of transcription by RNA polymerase II
Molecular function (GO): RNA polymerase II cis-regulatory region sequence-specific DNA binding; DNA-binding transcription factor activity, RNA polymerase II-specific; protein binding
Source: RefSeq, a predicted model, not a curated record